AUGUCUGCUUUCACAGCCGAAUUGACAUUCCGCAAGUACUACGAGCGAGUAUUCUACACACCCCGAGAUACCGAGAUACAAACUAUUGUUUUGGUCGAUGCCCCUGUGCUGCAGGAGAUCCAGAUCCAGCCAAAUAGUCACAUACGUGAUUUAAACAUUUACAACACUGGGCUGAGCCAGAUUCCUCAAGGAUUGAAAUACCUUACAAGACUUAAUGGUCUGUAUGCUUCGAAAAAUCAGUUCACUCAAUUCACACUCGCAUCGUUCUCCAGUACUCAGAGGCUCUCACGCAUGGACUUAAGCGACAACAAAAUCAAUCUUCUAGUCGGCACAAACCAUACUGUUAGCAUUGAAACUCUCAAUAUGGCAGUUAAUCGACUUACCACCGUGGAUAUGUCAUUCUUUGGUCAAAUAGCAAAUCUUUCCGUUCUGAAUCUGAUGUAUAAUCAAAUCAUACGUGUUGAAAGUACAAUCCCGGUAAAGUUACAGGCACUGGAGCAGUUGAUGUUAAGCAAUAAUCGACUGACAUCAUUUCAACCACAACCGGUGUCGUUUCCUGUGCUGAAUACGCUUUCCUUGGGAAGUAAUAAUUUAUCCUCCAUUCCGCGAAAUCUCGUCAACUAUCCUUCACUGAAGUCACUGGACCUAGGCAAGAAUAAAUUAACGUGCGUGGACCUGUCUUCCAUACGGCAAGCGAAGAAGUUAGACAAUUUGAAUUUGGAUCGCAAUGUGAUCACAUCCCUAUCGUCCUCAAGUCCGCUCAAGCACGAUGCGCUAAGGGUACUGAGUGCUAACGAUAAUGAGCUUGUUCAGUUCACUCAUUUUACACUCGCAUCGUUCUCCAGCACUCAGAGGCUCUCAAGCAUGGACUUAAGCGACAACAAAAUCAAUCUUUUAGUCGGCACAAACCAUACUGUUAGCAUUGAAGCAAUCAAUAUGGCAUAUAAUCGACUCACAUCAUUGGAUAUGUCAUUCUUUGGACAAAUAGCAAAUCUUACCAUUCUUGAUCUGUAUAACAAUCAAAUCAUACGAGUUGACAGUACAUUCCCGGUAAAGUUUCUGACACUGAAAAAAUUGUACUUAACCAACAAUCGACUGACAUCGUUUCAACCACAAGCGGUCUCAUUUCCUGAGUUGCGGAUGCUUUCUUUGGGAAGUAAUAAUUUAACUUCCAUUCCACGAAAUCUCGUCAACUAUGCUACGCUGGAGUUUCUGGACUUAGGGAAGAAUAAAUUAACGGACGUGGAUCUGUCUUCCAUACGACAAGCGAAGAAGCUCAUCGUGUUGGAUCUCAACGAAAAUAAGAUCACAUCCCUAUCGGCUUCGAGUCCGCUCAAGCACGAUGCGCUGGAAAUACUCACCGUCAACAGCAACGAGCUUGUUCAGGUCAAUUUCACAGGAUGUGCGAUGGCGUCGUUUGUGCAAAUAAUGUCUACUUUCACAAAGGAUUUGACAAUCCGCAAGUACUACGAUCGAGUAUUCUACACACCUCGGGAUACCGAGGUUGAAACUGUUGCUUUAUACGAUGCCCAUGUACUGCAGGAGAUCCAGAUCCAGCCAAAUAGUCACGUUUAA
Messenger RNA from Anopheles coustani, 1575 nucleotides. RefSeq names its product leucine-rich repeat-containing protein let-4-like. Lineage: Eukaryota; Metazoa; Arthropoda; Insecta; Diptera; Culicidae. The coding region runs from base 1 to 1575 and encodes 524 amino acids. The transcript is spliced from 4 exons. The record is from RefSeq and is a predicted model, not a curated record. Gene Ontology annotation, molecular function: protein binding.